GCGCAAUCUCAGGGACUGUAGUCGCCGCAUCUGGGACCCGGUUGUUCCAACCAGCCUGCUGCAUUCCAGCAACCACAACUCCAUGGCGAGAUUCCUGAACCUUUGCGCUUGGCUGCUGGCGCUGGGCCCCGGGGUCCUGGCCACCGUGCAGACAGAGUGCAGCCAGGACUGCGCGAUAUGCAGCUACCGCCUGGUGCGCCCUGACGAGCUCAACUUUCUGGCUUGCACACUGGAGUGUGAAGGACAGCUGCCUUCUCUCAAAAUCUGGGAAACCUGCAGGGAUCUCCUGCAGAUGUCCAAGCAGGAGCUUCAAGAGGGUACCAACUUGCUCAGAGAGAGCGGCAAACAGGAUGAGAGCCACUUGCUCAGCAAGAAGUAUGGGGGAUUCAUGAAGAGGUAUGGAGGCUUCAUGAAGAAGAUGGAUGAGCUGUAUCCCGUGGAGCCAGAGGAAGAGGCCAAUGGAGGUGAGAUCCUCUCCAAAAGGUAUGGGGGCUUCAUGAAGAAGGAUGCAGAGGAGGGGGAUUCCCUGGCCAAUUCCUCAGAUCUACUGAAGGAGCUGCUGGGAACAGGUGACAACCGUGAGAGAGAGAGCCACCACCAGGAGGGCGGUGACAAUGAUGAGGAUGUCAGCAAGAGAUACGGGGGCUUCAUGCGAGGCCUUAAGAGAAGCCCCCAACUGGAAGAGGAAGCAAAAGAGCUGCAGAAGCGGUAUGGGGGCUUCAUGAGGAGGGUGGGCCGCCCAGAGUGGUGGAUGGACUACCAGAAAAGAUACGGAGGCUUCCUGAAGCGCUUUGCUGAUUCUCUGCCCUCUGACGAAGAAGGUGAAAGUUAUUCCAAAGAAGUUCCCGAGAUGGAAAAGAGAUAUGGAGGAUUUAUGCGAUUUUAGAACCCUUUCCUGUCGGUGACCCCAGACCCCAGACCCUGAUAAGCUUCCCUGUAUCCCAAAGUGAGCAACUGCCUCACCGAUCACGUUUUAUUGUCAUGUGUUGCUUGCACUGUAUAGUUGACUUUGUGAUCUGGAUGAUUAUAUGGCCUGAAAGCUAUCAUUUCAGGCUCUAUGUACUUUUGAAAGUCUAUAAGCUCAAUAUCAGUCUAUUGCAUCAAUCUUGUUUUCAUGCUAAAAUAUUUUUGUUAUCUCAUCCCUUAUUUUGAAAAGCAUCAAUAAAUGCUUCCUUAUAUAUAGAUACAAUAAACCCAUUUCCCCAACUGCAUAAGAGGUCUCCUUUCUCC
Molecule: messenger RNA, 1230 nt
Organism: Fukomys damarensis (Damara mole-rat)
Lineage: Eukaryota; Metazoa; Chordata; Mammalia; Rodentia; Bathyergidae
Gene: Penk
Product: proenkephalin
Exons: 4
Coding region: 83-886 (267 amino acids)
Biological process (GO): neuropeptide signaling pathway; sensory perception; chemical synaptic transmission
Cellular component (GO): axon terminus; neuronal cell body; dendrite
Molecular function (GO): opioid receptor binding
Source: RefSeq, a predicted model, not a curated record